UAACAUUGUAGAUGUUGACUGUUAUGAUUUUCCAAGGUUGACAAGGGAUAAAUUAAACUAUAUAAUAGGGGUGCUCGUAGAAACCGAUAUCAGUUCGAUUCCAGAUAUUGACACGAUAUUUCAAAAUGAAGGUUCUGAUUUUUGCAACCAUUUUCACUAUCUUCGGAUACGUCGUUGCCAAUCUCGAUGGGCUUAUUCUCAAGGGCCCAUCAGGGAUCGUUACUUCAAGGGGACCGAUUGGACCCAGAGGUCUAGAUCUGGGUCUAGGACUGGAAGGUCUUGGGGAUAUUAGAGGGCUGGGGCGUCUUCGUGGCCUCGGAAUUGAAGAUGGAUUAGGACUUGAGCGCAUCACCAAUGGUAGAGGCAUAAUCGGUGUUAGCGAAUUGGGUGCCGCCAUUAGAGGACCACCAGCCAAACCCGCUCUGGUUGCUGGACCUUCUGGAAAAAUUCUUGCUGAACGCAUAUGGGGACCAACCUUAAGAGGAUUGGGGGGCAAAGGCUUGUGAAUCGCUUCGUUGGACCACGGAUUAGAUAUGUGUUACAACCCUAAACUGUGUUCAAUACAAUGACUGAUUAUACGCCGGU
Cylas formicarius (sweet potato weevil) is the source of this 585-nucleotide messenger RNA. RefSeq lists its product as uncharacterized. Bases 126 to 506 code for a protein of 126 amino acids. The transcript has 5 exons. Lineage: Eukaryota; Metazoa; Arthropoda; Insecta; Coleoptera; Brentidae. The record is from RefSeq and is a predicted model, not a curated record.